GUAAGUGUUAUUCUUACGCUGAAGUAUGAAGAACAACAAAAUGAUUUUAUGAGCAGAACAAUGGUUAGAUCUAGUGCUAUUUGUAAAAAUUGUACCGUAAGAUAUUCUGUAUAAUCUCAUAUAGUAUACGUAAGAUUUUAUUUUUUUUAAAUGAUAAAAUUAAACGUCUAUGCCAUUUUAUGCUCCUGAGAACUUGACGAAAAGUCCUCGUUGUACCUCCGAUGUAAAGUAAAAUUAGUUUCAUAAAUUAUUUAUAUUUAUAUAUGUAACCUUUAUAUUACUUUGAUUCUAUAAUAUUAUAUUUUUGAAUUUACCUAUAAUUCACUUAGUAAUAAUCCGUCAGUUUGACACCGAAAAAUGAAUAACUAGAUAUAUAGUGUUUAUAUGUAUCAUACAUAUACGCAAAAAAAUCGAGGGACUAAUAUAAGAUUUAAAUUUUAUCUUGUGUUACUUUGUGAUUUUAUUGUAUUUUUAUUUGAGAAAUGGUUAUUUAAAAAUUUAUUAAAUGAGCCAAACAAAGUAAUGUAAAAAGUAUUGAAACAAAUUAUAGCGAUAUAAAUCAUCUUGGAAACCAAAUAUAUGAAGAUCGAACAGGGUUGAUAACUCUCUUUGUAAACGAUGAUUUGAAUUAUUAGUCACGGGUGUGAAUUUAUUUCUCUUUCUAUAUCGCUUAUUCAAUCCCCUUAAUUUAAAUAGAUUUAAUGUAGGACUUGUAGAUCCUGAAAAAAUCAAUAAGUUUAAGAAUACUUUAGCUGUUUGAACUUCUCACCAGAAACUGAAGUCUUCGUACGUUUCCUAUCAGGACACGCCUCUUAUGAUAUAAUUCUAUGUUGUUGGCCUCUUCUUCAAAUUUGCGCCGGACCCGUCAUAUUUGCAUAUAUCAGUUUUUUAAGGUUAAAAUGACGGUUCCCGCCAAAUUUUGAAACUGUAGGCGGCGCUUCUCAAGAAUCAAAUGUUAUUAGAGGCUGUAGCGAAAAGUAGUCAUUUAAGUUGAUUGUUUUGUAAAAUAUCUGUCAAACCUUGCCAGCUCUCUUUGUAGAACUUUGCUUGGAAUUAAAGUUUAAUUAUUAUUCUCACUCUCUUCAGACUGACACUUUAAUCAAAAAAGAAGCUUGCAAAAUGGAAGAAGCGGAUUGUUCUAUUACAGCACCCAAUGGAACGAACGGUCUAGCAAAUGUGAAACUUGAGGAGGUGCAAGAAAAUGAAGUAAUUAUUAAGGAGGAGGAAGCGGAACCGGAAAUAGAUAUCAAUGUCAAUAACGUCGUUUGCAGUUUCAGUACAAGAUGCCACUUGAAUCUCAAGCAGAUUGCGAUGACUGGAAGGCACGUGAUUUAUAAAAGAGAAAAUUCCAUGGUCAACAUGAAAAUCAGGCGUCCAUAUUCGACAGCCUCAAUUUGGUCAUCGGGAAAAAUUACAUGUACGGGAACAACAACAGAAGAAGAAGCCAAAACAGCGGCUCGAAGAUUUGCCCGCACUUUACAAAAACUCGGUUUUAGAGCUAAAUUCUCCAACUUUCGAAUAGUUAACGUUCUUGCAACUGUGAACCUACCAUUCGGUGUCCGCUUAACGCAGUUCUCCCGCCAACAUCCUAAAGAAGCUAGCUAUGAACCAGAAUUGCACCCAGGUGUCACUUACCGAAUUAAAAAGCCUAAAGCAACUCUGAAAAUUUUCAGUACAGGCAGUAUUACCGUCACUGCACCUUGUAUUAGCAACGUGGAUGCAGCUAUACAGUUUAUUUAUCCCCUUGUGGAUGAAAAUAAAAUGCCGAUUGAUUUAGAGAGUCGAAGAAUGCGAAAUCCAGCUUUGAGUAGGCAAUUGAAAAACUUAGAUGCUGAGUUUAUCGUUGACGAUGAUGAUCAUAUGAGUGACCUCAACAAUGAUGACGAUAGUGAUUAGCUAUUUUUGGAAAUUUACUGUUGUUCAACUUUUUUAGUGCAAGAAGCAUAAAAAAAGCGUUUCUUAUAAACAAAUUUCUGUGUAACUGGGACUUGCAUAGUCUUAACAUUUUUUCAUUUAUAAAAUCGUACGUCUAAGCUCGUUAAGUGUUACACAUUACGUAUUCGUCAUUAUUUUAAUUUUCUUUGAAGCUUUGCUUCACUGAUUAAGAUAAAGCGUAUCAUUAAUAAAUUUUUCAAAUUUAUUUUAA
Molecule: messenger RNA, 2146 nt
Organism: Dimorphilus gyrociliatus
Lineage: Eukaryota; Metazoa; Annelida; Polychaeta; Dinophilidae
Source: the annotation of a GenBank genome assembly